AUGGCAUCGAUAUCAUCACCAACACCAGGCACCACCACCACGGCCAGCAACAUCAAUUUCCCAACCACACCUGCUGCAACAUCAUCUCCAUUUGCCACGACUACUGCUCCUACUGCUACUACUACUGCUGCUGGUACUACCACCGCUGCAGGACCUUCUACUACUACUCCUUCAGUAUUCAACCAACCCCCCAGACGCCUCCUCAUCUUCCACGAGACGAGGAACCCGCACAACACCGCUGAGACGGUCUACGUCGCCGUCAACGCGCAAGGUCUGCCCAUCUGCGGGCCUGCUGCUGCGCCCGAGUUUUCGGCCUCGUCGCGGACGGCCGGGUCGGGCUCGGUGCUGGAUCUGCCGUUAAGGGUGAUAAAGGCGUUUACGGAGAUUUUUAAUAAUCCGCGGUACAAGAAUUGGGCUAUUGUCAGCGCGGGCCCGUAUCAUGACCCGUCUGAAGAAGGGAGGUUCUACGCCGUGGUUCUGGAGCAGGUGCGAGACCAGGCGCAGGGGCCGGUGAAAGGUUGA
Messenger RNA from Rasamsonia emersonii CBS 393.64, 522 nucleotides. RefSeq lists its product as uncharacterized. Bases 1 to 522 code for a protein of 173 amino acids. Lineage: Eukaryota; Fungi; Ascomycota; Eurotiomycetes; Eurotiales; Trichocomaceae. The transcript has 2 exons. The record is from RefSeq and is a predicted model, not a curated record.